GAAGAUGCGUCAGGGAGCCGUACGGCUGCUAUGCGGUGACGUCACGACGCAUUAGGUCUUUCCUUGGGGCUGGUUCACAUGUGGCCGUUAUGGCUGGGAAGUCGAAGACACGUAGCCUGCAGGUGUUUGACACGGAGCUGAGUGCUGAUGCGGUGGAGUGGUGUCCUGUUUCCUCGAGCCACAACAUCCUGGCCUGUGGAACCUAUCAGCUACAGCGAAGGGGGAAAAGGGUGUCGCCCCCAGCCGCACCGGUCGUUUUUGAAUUUCAGCAAGAGGAAUCACUGAGUCCACCACUGAUUGAACUGCAGCGCAUGGACACAGCUGCCAUUUUAGAUUUGAAAUGGUGCCAUGUGAUGGUUUCAGGGAAGGCAGUACUGGGAAUGGCAGCUGCUACAGGGGACAUACAACUGUACACACUGUCAGACAGUCAGGAGGGCAGCCGCAGUAUACAGAGCCUGAGCAGUUUGGAGGUGGGAGCAGAUAGGCUGGCUCUUUCGUUAGACUGGUCCACUGGAAGAAUGGACAGCAGUGACGUGCGGGUGGUGUGCAGUGACUCUGCAGGCUGUGUCAGUGUGCUCUCUCUGGCAGAAGGCACUCUGACAGCUCUGUCACAGUGGAAGGCCCAUGACUUUGAGGCCUGGAUCUCAGCCUUCUCAUACUGGGACAUGCAGCUGGUUUACUCUGGUGGUGAUGACUGCAUACUUAAAGGUUGGGAUCUCAGGGUCGGUCCCUCAUGCCCCACUUUCACCAGUAAAAGGCACUCAAUGGGUGUGUGCAGUAUUCACAGCAACCCACAUAGGGAACACAUCCUGGCUACAGGCAGCUAUGAUGAGCAAGUUUUGCUGUGGGAUGGCAGAAACAUGCGGCAGCCUCUCAGUGAGAGUGCCAUGGGCGGUGGAGUGUGGAGGCUGAAGUGGCAUCCAGCUCAUCAGCAUCUGCUGCUGGCAGCCUGCAUGCACAAUGGCUUCCAUGUCCUUAACUGCCAGGAGGCCUUGGAGAGCAGUGGCAGAGCUUGUCCCGUUGUAGCCUCCUACAUCCUCCACAACUCCCUAGCAUAUGGAGCUGACUGGUCCCGACUGUCCCUGGAGAAACAUGCUCCUUGCUCUCCUACCGCUGCAGAGCCAAAGGAAAGCCUCACUGAGACCAGAGGGCAUCUGAGGAUUCAGUAUGAAUCUCCCACUGCCAGCUUUGACGCUUCCCUGGAGGAUGAUGCUGGACGAUAUAUCCCAGAGGGUACUGCAGUGGCAUCUUCCACCCUUACUGCAGGCCCUGUCUCUAACCCAGAAGGUGAUGUCCCUUCUUUGACUUGUCUGCUUGCGAGCUGUUCCUUCUAUGACCAUAUGCUCCAUGUGUGGCGCUGGGACUGGACUCCAGAUGAGGCACAACAGGAAUCAGAGCAAUGUUAAUGAUGCUGAGAUCACACUAUAAAAAUAUCUCUCAUUAAAUUUUUGAAUGUACUGAAGUAAAGCAGAAGGUACAACACCAACGAUGAUAUGGGCAGGAUGUACUUAUUCCAUUCAGUCUUUAUCAUGAAGACAAGUCCCCUUCACUCUGGAAUAACUUGUCACAGAAUAUGCAGUUAGCAAAACCAUAUAUUUUCAUGACAGAUUUUUAUAAAUUUGUAUUUAAACCUAAACUGUGUAUAAUCUGCAUUUUAUAUCCUGUAGCAUCAAGAUCAGUACAACCAUUCAUUUGCAGCCCUUUCCUUUUAAGUACUUUGUGAUUGUGUAAAGGGAUAUUGUUCACAUGAAAAUUUGUCUUGAAGACCAGCACCAAAUUUUACACAUGGACUAGGUAUGCAUCCGCAUGUGUGUCUGAUGACUUCACUGAUUCUCAAAGUGAAAAUCCUCUUCUUUUGAACCCCUCUGGACACUUUGCGCUCCUGUUAAUGAUGUUUUGACAGGUUCUAUGCUUGAUGAUGUGAUUUUAGUCCAGACUAGCUGGGUGAAGACUGGUAUCAAGGCUCAGAUGUAAAGAACCUCCCAUAGAGAACCCCUUUUUUACAUUUGAUAAGUCUUACAUAACCCCUCUACUGCUCCCCAAAACUCUGACAUGGCAGUCUUCGCCAUAUGUUUUUAGAAGCUUCAUCACAGUUCUGUAUUAAAGUGUGCAGGGGCCGCUUGUUGUGCUGGCUACAUUCAUUACACUUUCUGGCCAAUAAAGAUAUAUUGACUUCUGG
Monopterus albus (swamp eel) is the source of this 2179-nucleotide messenger RNA. RefSeq names its product diphthamide biosynthesis 7 (gene dph7). Gene Ontology annotation, cellular component: cytoplasm. Gene Ontology annotation, molecular function: diphthine methylesterase activity; protein binding. The record is from RefSeq and is a predicted model, not a curated record. The transcript is spliced from 10 exons. Gene Ontology annotation, biological process: protein histidyl modification to diphthamide. Lineage: Eukaryota; Metazoa; Chordata; Actinopteri; Synbranchiformes; Synbranchidae. The coding region runs from base 90 to 1406 and encodes 438 amino acids.